AUGAGACAGUUUUGUAGCACAAAUCCAUAUUGCGUUGGUUUUCUUGCUUUUAUUACUUCCUCAGCUAUAGCUUUCUUGUCUCUCACAAAUCACCACGACGCUUCUUUCGCUUUGCUUUCUCGGCUUUCAACUUCUCUGCCACCUUCCAUUCCUAACCCUAUAACAGCUCUCUACCCCACUUUCAAUAAUGCAAAAAUGCAAAGAGCAAUGGCGAAUCUGAUAAAGGAGUUGAAAACAGAAACAAAAGAAGCAGGUCUUUCUAGUGCCAGAGCUUUAAUAAGAGAAGCCCUUCUCAUGAAUGGCGGCAAUGAGUCACCAUAUGAAGAUGCAGAUUACGUUCCUCAGGGGAACAUUUACAGGAACCCCCAUGCCUUUCACAGGAGUUAUUUGCUAAUGGAGAAACUUGUGUACAAAGAAGGAGAACCGCCUCUAUUUCACUAUGGUCCUUGCAAGAAUAUAUACUCAAUGGAAGGCAUGUUCAUUAACCUAAUGGAAGCAAACAACCAUUUUCAAACUCUUCAUCCUGACAAAGCUCAUGUCUAUUUCCUUCCCUUUAGUGUUGUUAUGAUCCUCGAACACCUUUUCGAUCCAAUCAUUCGCGAUAAGGCCGUCUUGGAACGCAUUGUUCGUGAUUAUGUUCGUACUGUAUCGACAAAAUACCCAUACUGGAAUAGAAGCCUUGGAGCUGAUCAUUUUAUGCUUUCAUGCCAUGAUUGGGGGCCUCGAGCUACAUGGUACGUGCAUCAAAUGUAUUUCACUUCGAUACGAGUAUUAUGCAAUGCAAAUACAUCUGAGUUCUUUAAUCCAAGAAAAGAUGUACCACUUCCAGAGAUCAAUCUCCUCACAGGAAACAUUAAUGGACUUACUGAAGCAUUGCCCAAGUCAAACAAGACAAUUUUAGGGUUCUUUGCAGGACGAUCACACGGUCGAAUUCGGCCUAUACUUUUCCAACACUGGGAAGAAAAAGAUGAAGAUAUAAGAGUUUACAGCAAAAUUCCACCAGAAUUAUCUUAUGAUGAAAUGAUGAAGAGGAGCAAAUUUUGCUGUCCUAGUGGUUAUGAAGUUGCAAGUCCAAGAAUUGUGGAGGCUAUAUAUGCAAACUGUGUUCCAGUUUUGAUCUCACAAAAUUAUGUGCUGCCCUUUAGUGAUGUUCUUGAUUGGGAUAAGUUCUCAAUUCAAGUUUCAGUAAGUGAAUUACCAAACUUGAAAAAUAUUUUACUAGGAAUUUCUGAGGAAAGAUAUGGAAAAAUGGUAGAGGGAGUGAGACAAGUGCAAAGGCAUUUUGUCAUAAAUGAUCCACCAAAGAGAUAUGAUGUGUUUCACAUGAUUGUUCACUCCAUAUGGUAAAGGAGAUUGAAUGUCAGAAUACAUGGUUAAAUUAAGUUUCUUGAUUUCAAAUCACAAUGCAUAUGGAUUAAAACACUAAAGGGCAGCCCGAUGCACUAAUCUCCCGUUAUGCACGUGGUUUCGGGAAGGAUCGGACCACAAGGGUCUAUUAUACACAACAGCCUUACCCGGCAUUAAAUUUCUUGAUUUCAAAUCAUAGUGCAUACAGAUUAAAACACUAAAGGGCAUCUCGGUGCACUAAGCUCCCGCUAUGCACGGGGUCCCGGAAAGGAACGGACCACAAGGGUCUAUUAUAUGCAAC
Molecule: messenger RNA, 1648 nt
Organism: Nicotiana attenuata
Lineage: Eukaryota; Viridiplantae; Streptophyta; Magnoliopsida; Solanales; Solanaceae
Product: probable glycosyltransferase At3g07620
Molecular function (GO): glycosyltransferase activity
Source: RefSeq, a predicted model, not a curated record